AUGUCAACAACAGGAAAGACUAUUACAUGUAAAGCAGCAGUUUGUUGGGAAGCAAAGAAACCAUUUGUGAUUGAAGAUGUAGAGGUUGAAGCACCAAAGGCUGGUGAAGUUCGUGUAAAGAUAUUGGCAUCUGGUGUAUGUCAUACCGAUGCUUACACUCACGGUGGAUUAGACCCAGAAGGUAUAUUCCCUGUCAUCUUUGGACACGAAGGUGGAGGUAUCGUUGAGAGUGUAGGUGAAGGUGUCACUAGUGUAAAGGUUGGUGAUCACGUCAUUCCACUCUACAUACCAGAGUGCGGUAAAUGUAAAUUCUGUACAAGUGGAAAGACAAACUUGUGUUCUGUCAUUAGAAUCUCUCAAGGAAAGGGUCUCAUGCCAGAUGGAACAAGCAGAUUCAAAUGUAAAGGUCAAACUAUCUAUCAUUUUAUGGGUACCUCUACCUUUUCAGAGUACACUGUACUUCCAGAGAUCUCGGUCGCUGUCAUUCGUCAAGAUGCACCAUUGGAAAAGGUCUGUCUAUUGGGUUGUGGUAUCACUACUGGUUAUGGUGCCGUAUUAAAUACUGCAAAGGUUGAAGAGGGUAGCACUGUUGCUGUAUUUGGUUUGGGUGCUGUUGGUUUGGCUGCUAUUCUUGGUUGUGUUGAAGCAAAGGCAAAAAGAAUUAUUGGUAUUGAUAUUAAUGAAGACAAAUUUGAAAAAGCAAAGGAAUUUGGAUGUACUGAAUUUAUCAACCCAACCAAAUUGGAAAAACCAGUUCAACAAUACUUGGUAGAUGUUACAGAUGGAGGUGUUGACUUUUCAUUUGAAUGUAUUGGUAAUGUUGAUGUGAUGAGAGCAGCAUUAGAGUGCUGUCACAAGGGUUGGGGUGUAAGUACCAUUAUUGGUGUUGCCCCAGCUGGAAAAGAAAUUUCAACUCGUCCAUUCCAAUUGGUCACUGGACGUGUAUGGAAGGGUUCUGCUUUUGGUGGUUGCAAAGGAAAGAGUCAAUUACCAGGUAUCGUAGACAAGUACAUGAACAAGUCACUCAAGGUCGACGAAUUCAUCACUCAUCAAUUUGAAUUAAAGGAUAUAAAUGAAGCUUUCCAUGCACUACAUGAAGGAAAGACUAUUAGAUCAAUCAUUAAUUUUAAACACCAAUAA
Cavenderia fasciculata is the source of this 1140-nucleotide messenger RNA. It is a transcript of the gene adh5, whose product is annotated as zinc-containing alcohol dehydrogenase. Gene Ontology annotation, molecular function: zinc ion binding; S-(hydroxymethyl)glutathione dehydrogenase [NAD(P)+] activity. Gene Ontology annotation, cellular component: cytosol. The transcript has 3 exons. Gene Ontology annotation, biological process: formaldehyde catabolic process. The record is from RefSeq and is a predicted model, not a curated record. NCBI's taxonomy places the organism in Eukaryota, Evosea, Eumycetozoa, Acytosteliales, Cavenderiaceae. Bases 1 to 1140 code for a protein of 379 amino acids.